GAUUUGAUGGACAGUUUUCGAUGGAUGAUGGAUGCUUUCUCUGGCAAAAUAAAUUAUGAAGAUCGACAAAGGGUUAUCUAUACUAUGAUAGAAGCGCAGUAUGGGUAUAGAAAAAUUGUUUCAGCGUUACUAUAUGGAAUUCUGACCGAAGAUGAAUAUACAAGGUAUUAUGAUCACAUUUGUGAUCAUGACAGGGACAAUUACGGUUAUCUUAUAUCUGUGAUGAACCAGAUAGUUAAAUACAGAGGCUUUGCGUUAUAUUCAAGAGAAACAACUGAUCGGGCAUAUGAUAAUAGAGAAAGUACAGCGAAUGCUCAGCCUGGAUUGUAUGAAGUUUGUGAAAAUCUCCUUCGUCAGAUCCGCGGAGGUGACAAUUCUGAGCCAAACAUUCGGCUAUGCGAGAAGAUGCUUGAAUUGCUAAAAAGAGAAUCAGUGUGGCUUUUUCAAAAUGAACGAUUGAUAAAUGUGACCUUCUAUACAUUCGCAAGUUUGGCAAGAGAACACGACAGAUUUGAUCAGCUACGAACUCGGGAAGCACAAUUUUGCAAAAUGAUUUUUGAUAACCACUAUAACGUAUGUUUUAAAAUCGGCCGUGAUCUGUAUCGAUUGUUAUUAGAAGUUUCAAAUAUACCCGACUUUGCGGCCAUUUAUAAUAAUUUAGAUCCUAAUGCAAAAUUACUUAUGAUACGAAAGCCGACGGUGGACUAUUGUUUGAGUAGUCGCCUUACAAGCGAUGAGAAAGCGAGAAUAAUCGCAUACUUGGAAAAUCAUACACCAAAUGCUUUUCAACGAAAAUUUGAACCAUUUUUUAGAGAUUUUUCAGUUUCUGGAUAUACGCUUUCAGACAUAAUAAGAUGGAUAUGUGGUGCAUUUCGCCCAACAAAACCAAAUUCGGAAUCCCAAAGACAUCAAUUGAUCCACGCAAUGAUUAACUAUGCAUGUGAAAAAGAACCUUCAAGCGAAAUGAAACAGACGAUUGUAGGAUUGUCAAAAAUGGCUCUUAUAUUGGAUUGGUUGUCUUUUGACAGAAACAAUAUAAAUCAAAGUAUAAACGAUAAUAUAAAUAAUAUCGAAUCGUAUCGUUCUGACUAUCAACUUGGACCAGAAUUAGUUGAAUGUUUAGGAUCUUCAAUUAACAAUUUUCUUCCGGGUUUUGAUCAUGAAAUUCGUGAAAACGUUAGAGUUGCUGCUCAAACCGUUUUACGAAGGAAUAUAAUGACGAUAGAUGACCUUAACAUGAUUCGGAGUAAAGCCAAUGAUGGUCGUGUUGCUAAUAGGAUAAUAUUAGAAAUAUGGUGCAACAAUAAGCAGACUGAUCUUGAACCAAUGAACAUUCAACCAACGAUUACGCGUCCGAAUACUCUAAAUAAUCCACAAUUCGGAAUACAUCAAUUACACAAUCAAGCAAGUUCUUCACCUUCAACUUCUUAUUCUUCGAAACUUCAAACUGAUUCUCCCCAAUCUCAUGCAUCAGCUGCACAAAUUCAGCCGUUGACCACACGAGUUCAACUUUCUCCUUCAUCUUCAAAUUCUCCUCAAAAGCUCGUACAACAAGUAAUUAGUCAAUCAACACCAUCGCCGACAUUGUCGCAACAAAGCUUUCAACAACAAAGCCCUUCUUUACCUUCACGACAGCAAUUAACACCAUUAAAUCAAAAUACUGGUGCUUUAUAUAGCCGACCAUUGAACCAAUCAGGUAGCACUUCAAAUAAUGACCAGCUAAAUUCUAGACGCGGAUCUAUAAAAUACGAUUCCCUACCAAUGCAAAGUAAUCCAUUAGUUCAGCCAACGCAACAAGACUUGCCUGUUACAGUACCGAUGCAACAACAAAUACCUCUGACUUCGACAUUAAAACCAUCCGAUCAGCGAAAUACUCUCGAUAAUUCUAAAAAGUUACGGAUGUGGUUAUAUUUUACUUCGUUGCAAAACUUUGAGAAAGCUAUUCAAAAUAAUAGUAUUGACGAAGCUCUUGAAAUCCUAAAAAAUAUUUUCGAGACAUUCUUGAAGAAUGUAGACCUUGGAUUUCCUAAUUCGCCUCAUGUUAAGGAAUUGCCCGAAAAGUUAGCAAAACCUUUAUGUAAUUCAAUUAACUUUGAUGAACUAAAAGGCUGUUAUGAUCUGACUAGUCGAUUACUUAAAAUUGAACCUUCUGGAAAAAAUCUUUUCAAUCUAUUGCUUUCAUGGAUAUUUCAGUGGAGAGCUGAAUCAAGUGAUAAUAAUUCUAAUAAAUAUAAGGCAUUUGAAUUGCUAAGGCUGAUAGUUAAUUGCACUGAACAGUCAGAUGGAAGCAAAGAAAUUCAUGUUAAAGCACGAUCUAAACUAAUGGUGUAUUGUCUAGGCAUUAACACUAACUUACCAGAAACCAUCGAGUUGUAUACCACUUACCUAAAAUUUGAAAUAACACGUGAAAAGUCAUUGUCCGAGAAUGAAGAAGAAUUUAAACAAGAAUUUAAACAUAGAUGGUUUGAAGAUCUGACUUUUAUUCAGGAAAACGAAAAUAAUGUAUUUUUAUCCAUGGUCCCACAAUUGCUUAAGUGCUGGCCAGAUAUUUUCGUUGGAGUUCCACGGUUCAUUUACAUGAUUGUGAGCGGAGUAAAUCCUGCAAUAAUUUAUAAAUUUGAAACUGAUUUGAGACAACAAAAAUACAAGAUUAUCGGCGAUGUUGAAGGCGCAGACUCUAUCCUUGCAUGCGCUUUGGAAUGGGAUUCAUUCGAGCAAAUAUAUCUAUUUAAUUUGAUAAGAUCAGAAUACGGCAACGAUGUAGAACAGACUGAAAAAUUUAUGGAUACUUCAGUUUAUUUAAAAAGCUUGGACCCUUUAACACAUCCUGAAGCAUUAUCUGGCUUAAUUUGGCUUCUUGAAACGGUUUCUCCUACCUUAAAAAUUAUUGAGGCUCUAUUCGAAAUUAUGAUUUCUACAACAACCGAUGAUGCACGUUCUGAAAUAAUUAAUUAUAUAAAUUCGAUAUUCCAUACAUGGCAAAAAAAUACACAACAUAUAUCAGAGUUAAAAUCUAGUUUAGGGCAAUAUUUUGACAAUCUUAGCAUUGAAUUAAAUAAAGAUAAAGCCGUUGAUUUAAUUAAAGCCGCAGUAGACUUAAUGGAUGAUCUAUGGAAAAAAGCUCAUCCUACGUUAAAACGUGGAUUAUCGUCGUUGCAGCCAAAAGUUGAAAGUAUAGCAGCCUCAAUCGGUAUACAAAUAAAAUUUUCUAACUUGGUUGAAGUGCUUUUGGAUGAAAAACACAUGGAACUUGAAGAAAAUGAUGAUGAGAAUAAUGGCAAUUCCAAGCCUGUUACAUUGCCAAUAUCAAAACCAAUGAAGCCUCAGGAUCGCCAGCUGCGUUCUACGACCGUGCAUUCUCGUAGCACUGCGAAUGAGCCAACAACAACUUCUACAUCCGAUGGAGAAGAAAAUGAGGAAGAGACGUGUAGAACACCACCACCAGUUUUGCCAAAACGUGUUAAAAGAAAAAUUAUUGUUAGCUCAUCGGAAGAAGAACAGGAAGUUGAGCAACCGAAUAACCGCAAAAAUCGUUCAUCACGUGCACGCUCUUCUCAGACGACAUCCUCAAGAUCCACUAUGAACACCCCCCAACUUUCAGGUGGUAAACGCAAGGGUACUAUUCCAACUGCUUCACGGAAAAAACAACCAAAAGUUUCUGAAAAAUCAUCUUGA
Racocetra persica is the source of this 3675-nucleotide messenger RNA. The record is from the annotation of a GenBank genome assembly. Lineage: Eukaryota; Fungi; Glomeromycota; Glomeromycetes; Diversisporales; Gigasporaceae.